AAGAAAUGCCUUGCCUAUUUUAAAAACGUAUCACUAGCGUUUAAAAACAUGGAAUACUAAUAUCUAGUAGUUUUCAAAGCCUAUUAGUAAGGUGCAACAGCAAGCAGAAGAGAGCUCCAAAACUCGAAGCUCAGCCACCAUUCACCACUGACCACUGCAACCACCACCACCACCACCACCACCCACCAUUAAAACCGAGAAACCCAUUACAUAGCCACCAUGGUUAAAAUGUCAAGUACCGGAGGUUUCACUUGAAAAAGCUUGUCGUUUUAUUUAUAACAUCAAUAUAACCAUCACGGCCACCACCACUACCACUAGCGGAACCACCACAAGUCGCCGCCAGUUUAAUUCUGGUAACAUUCUUUCGCCGCUAACUUAGGACUGUUUGACUUAUUUCAACAUAUCGUCCACAAAAUAUUUAAUGGGCUUUUAGCUUUUUGUAAUUGUUUCACAUGCAUGGUUUAAUUUCAACUCUUUAGUGUAACGCUCAAGCAUCCUUUACAGUCACAUGGAUUUUGUCUCUUAAAUUUAACUUUCUUCUCCACCAUCGCUGUUUCAUCAUUGCCAAAGAUUUCUUAGUACUAAUUCAUAGCCCCAGUAAUGGAGAACCUAUCCCAUUGUUACUUCUCAUUCUUGAUCUUGGUAAUAUUAACAAUGGCAAAAACUCUACCUUUUGUAGUUUCUUUAUCUUCUGAUGGACAAGCUCUUCUUUCUCUUCUUUCAACAACUGACCCAUCUGCAAAAGCAUCAUCGUCAGUUCUUUCUACAUGGGACCCAUCAAGCUUAACACCUUGUUCUUGGCAAGGGAUUACAUGUUCUCCCCAAAAUAGAGUAAUUUCUCUUUCAAUCCCUGACACAUUUCUCAAUCUCUCUUUAGUUCCUUCACAACUUUCUUCUUUAACUUCUCUGCAACUUCUCAAUCUUUCUUCAACAAAUAUUUCUGGUUCAAUUCCUCCUUCUCUUGGCCAACUCACUCACCUUAGGCUGUUGGACCUCUCCUCUAACUCUCUUUCCGGACCUAUACCUCAAGAACUUGGCUCUCUCUCUUCACUUCAGUUUCUUUACUUGAACUCCAAUAGAUUAUCUGGUAAAAUACCUUCAGAACUGGCAAAUCUUACUUAUUUACAAGUUUUUUGUCUCCAAGAUAAUGUUCUUAAUGGUUCAAUUCCAUCCCAAUUAGGUUCUUUAAUCUCUCUUCAACAAUUUAGAGUGGGUGGUAAUCCUUAUUUGGAAGGGGAGAUACCUCCACAAUUAGGGCUACUAACAAAUCUCACAACAUUUGGUGCUGCUGCAACUGGGCUUUCUGGGGUUAUACCACCUACAUUUGGGAAUUUGAUAAAUUUGCAAACUUUAGCUCUUUAUGAUACAGAGGUUUUUGGUCCUAUACCAGCUGAGCUUGGUCUGUGCAUAGAGUUAAGGAACUUAUACUUGCAUAUGAAUAAGCUUACUGGCUCUAUUCCUCCUCAUUUGGGUAAGUUGCAAAAACUUACUAGUUUGCUUUUAUGGGGUAAUGCACUUUCUGGACCAAUCCCACCUGAGAUUUCAAAUUGUUCAUCUCUUGUUGUGUUGGAUGCUUCUGCUAAUGAUCUUUCCGGUGAAAUUCCGGGUGAUUUAGGAAAGUUAGUGGUCCUUGAGCAGCUUCACUUGUCUGAUAAUUCGUUAACUGGGUUGAUUCCCUGGCAGUUAAGUAAUUGCACAAGUUUAACUGCUCUUCAGCUUGAUAAGAACCAAUUUUCAGGUGCAAUUCCAUGGCAAGUUGGAAAUUUAAAGAAUUUGCAGAGUUUCUUCCUGUGGGGUAAUUCAGUGUCUGGUACAAUACCAGCUUCUUUUGGUAACUGUACCGAAUUAUAUGCUCUUGAUCUUUCAAGAAAUAAGCUUACCGGGAAAAUCCCAGAUGAGAUUUUCAGUUUGAAGAAAUUGAGCAAGCUUUUGCUUCUAGGGAAUUCAUUAUCCGGAGAAUUACCACGAAGUGUUGCAAAUUGUCAGUCUUUGGUGAGGUUAAGGCUUGGAGAGAAUCAGCUUUCAGGACAGAUUCCAAAGGAGAUAGGGCAGUUAGAGAAUUUGGUGUUUCUUGAUUUGUAUAUGAAUCAUUUCUCUAGUGCUCUUCCAAUUGAGAUUGCUAACAUCACAGUUCUUGAACUCUUGGAUGUGCACAACAAUCACUUCACUGGAGAAAUACCAUGUCAGCUAGGGGAGUUGGUGAAUUUGGAGCAGCUUGAUCUUAGCAGAAAUAGCUUCACAGGUGAAAUUCCAUGGAGUUUUGGAAACUUCAGUUACUUAAACAAGCUAAUCCUCAACAACAAUAUGCUUACAGGGUCAAUCCCGAAAUCCAUUCAAAACUUGCAGAAACUAACAUUGCUUGAUAUAAGCUACAACAGCCUCUCUGGUCCAAUUCCACCUGAAAUCGGUUACAUCACAAGCUUAACCAUCAACUUAGACUUGAGCUUCAAUGCAUUUACUGGAGAACUGCCUGAAACAAUGUCACGUUUGACUCAGUUGCAAUCAAUUGAUCUUUCCCAUAAUUUUCUUUCUGGAAAAAUUAAGGUUCUUGGUUCUCUUACUAGCCUCACUUCCCUUAACAUCUCCUGCAAUAAUUUCUCAGGUCCAAUUCCUGUAACACCAUUCUUUAGAACUGUGUCUUCGAAUGAGUACCUUCAAAAUCCAAAUCUUUGUGAAUCAACAGAUGGGUCUACUUGUUCAUCAAGGCUUGCAAGAAAAAAUGGGUUAAGAUCAGCCAAAACAGUAGCAUUGAUUUCUGUCAUUCUUGCUUCGGUGACUGUAGCAGUUCUUGCUUGCUGGAUUUUACUCACUCGAAAUCAUAGGUAUAUGGUGGAGAAAUCUUCAGGAUCCUUAGCUUCUCCAUCAGGAGCUGAAGAUUUCUCUUAUCCAUGGACUUUUAUUCCAUUUCAAAAACUCAACUUUUCCAUUGAUAACAUAUUGGAUUGUUUGAGAGAUGAAAAUGUGAUAGGAAAAGGUUGUUCUGGAGUUGUCUACAAGGCUGAGAUGCCUAAUGGGGAGUUGAUUGCUGUCAAAAAGCUAUGGAAAACGAAACAAGACGAACCAAUAGAUUCGUUUGCAGCAGAAAUUCAAAUUCUUGGACAUAUUCGACAUCGGAAUAUUGUGAGGCUCUUAGGCUAUUGUUCUAAUAAAAGUGUCAAGCUCCUUCUCUACAACUAUAUUCCAAAUGGUAAUCUGCAACAGCUCUUGCAAGGGAAUAGAAAUUUGGAUUGGGAAACAAGGUAUAAAAUUGCAGUAGGAUCAGCUCAAGGUCUAGCUUAUCUUCAUCAUGACUGUGUGCCUGCAAUUCUUCAUAGAGAUGUUAAGUGCAAUAAUAUACUCCUAGAUUCCAAGUUUGAGGCUUACUUAGCAGACUUUGGCUUGGCCAAAUUGAUGAACUCUCCAAAUUAUCAUCAAGCCAUAUCAAGAGUAGCUGGAUCUUAUGGUUACAUUGCUCCAGAGUAUGGAUACACUAUGAACAUAACAGAAAAGAGUGAUGUUUACAGCUAUGGAGUGGUCCUGCUAGAGAUUCUAAGCGGUCGCAGUGCAGUUGAAUCCCAAGUUGGAGAUGGGCUACACAUAGUUGAAUGGGUGAAGAAAAAAAUGGGAAGUUUUGAACCAGCUGUUUCAAUACUAGACACAAAGCUUCAAGGUUUACCAGACCAAAUGGUACAAGAAAUGCUUCAAACAUUAGGGAUUGCUAUGUUUUGUGUGAAUUCUUCUCCAGCAGAGAGACCUACAAUGAAAGAAGUGGUGGCAUUGUUAAUGGAGGUGAAGAGCCCACCAGAAGAAUGGGGAAAGACUUCUCAACCUCUAAUAAAACAGUCAACAACUCAUAGUUGAUUUUUUUUUUUUUUUUUUUUUUUUUUUUUUUUUUUUU
This is a messenger RNA of Jatropha curcas, 3877 nucleotides long. RefSeq names its product Leucine-rich receptor-like protein kinase family protein. Gene Ontology annotation, molecular function: ATP binding; protein kinase activity; protein binding. NCBI's taxonomy places the organism in Eukaryota, Viridiplantae, Streptophyta, Magnoliopsida, Malpighiales, Euphorbiaceae. The record is from RefSeq and is a predicted model, not a curated record. Gene Ontology annotation, biological process: protein phosphorylation.